AUGCCCUGCAAGCUCAUGCCAACCAGUGCAUUGUGGACGCGCACAUCUCGAGGUGUUAUCGCAAGAGGAAUGCGGUCGCGCACCUUGAAACACAAAGUAAAGCUGGUGUUUGAUGGUGGUCCUUCAGGUCUCCACCUGCACUCCGCGUGCACUAUAUCCAAAGCGUUACAGCUCGUUUCACUCCGCAGAUCUGCUAACCCUACUUGGUCCGUACAGGCUCCGUCGAAGUUUGGACGUCUGCGAAGCUUUCAGCCUGAAUUCCUGACCAUGCAUCUUUUCCAGGGUUUGGGUGCUAUAUCUCAUGCAGCUCCAGUAUUCUCCGACCAUUGCCUCCAGUCCAUGCAAGUCGAGCUUAAUACAAGUGUCAAGCUACAGUACUCCAUUUCCCAUUACUGCCGGAAGCGACUCCGCGCCGGUCACAAGAUACCUGUACAUGACCACGACGGCAUCGGUUAA
Molecule: messenger RNA, 456 nt
Organism: Baudoinia panamericana UAMH 10762
Lineage: Eukaryota; Fungi; Ascomycota; Dothideomycetes; Mycosphaerellales; Teratosphaeriaceae
Exons: 1
Coding region: 1-456 (151 amino acids)
Source: RefSeq, a predicted model, not a curated record